Molecule: messenger RNA, 2426 nt
Organism: Neomonachus schauinslandi (Hawaiian monk seal)
Lineage: Eukaryota; Metazoa; Chordata; Mammalia; Carnivora; Phocidae
Gene: TRIM4
Product: tripartite motif containing 4
Exons: 6
Coding region: 22-1449 (475 amino acids)
Molecular function (GO): zinc ion binding; protein binding
Source: RefSeq, a predicted model, not a curated record
AACCCGGGGCAGAGCAGCGGCAUGGAAGCCGAGGACCUGCAGGAGGACCUGACCUGCUCCAUCUGCCUGGACUAUUUCGAGGACCCGGUGUCCAUCGAGUGCGGCCACAACUUCUGCCGCGGCUGCCUGCAUCGCAGCUGGGGGCCGGGCGGCGGCUCGUUCCCCUGCCCCGAGUGCCGGCAGCCUUCGCUGCCCGCCGCGAUGCGGCCCAACUGGGCCCUGGCGCGGCUGACGGAGAGGACGCGGCGCCGGCCGCAGGGCCCCGUGCCCCCCGGCCAGUGCGGCCGCCACCGGGAAGCGCUGCGGCUCUUCUGCGAGGAGGACCAGCGGCCCGUGUGCUUGGUGUGCAGAGAGUCCCGGGAGCACCAGACGCACACCAUGGCGCCCAUCGACGAGGCCUUCUGCAGCUACCGGGAAAAGCUUCUUAAGACUCAGUCUAGUCUGAAGGACAAGAUGAAGAAAGCCAUAUAUUUUCAGGACAUGGAAAUGAAGAAUGCUACCAAGUGGAAGGAGAAGAUGAAGAAUCAGCGAAUGACGAUCAGCGCAGAGUUUGCAAAACUGCACCACUUCUUGGCAGAAGAAGAGCAGCUGUUUCUUCAGAGACUGAGCAAAGAAGAAGAAGAGACAAAGAAGAAACAGAAUGAGAACACAUUAAAGCUCCAUCAGAAAAUCACUUCCUUGAAGCAGCUCAUCUUAGAGGUCAGGGAGAAGAGUGAGAGCUCCACCCUGGAGCUGCUUCAGAAUCCAAAAGAUGUGUUGACCAGGAGUGAGAACCAGGAUGUGAGCUAUUCCCUUGAAGUUCUAACGGUGAAGACUGUGUGCCAGAUACCAAUGAUGAAGGAAAUGCUGAAGCGAUUCCAAGUGGCUGUAAGUGUAGCUGAAGACACGGCUCAUCCCAAGCUUGUCUUCUCCCAGGAUGGGAGAUACGUGAAAAAUGGAGCAUCGGCCAGUUCUUGGCCGUUGUUUUCUUCAGCAUGGAGCUACAUCAGCGGAUGGAGGAACCCUCGGAGGAUCGCACAGUUUGUGGGAAGAUUUCAGCACUUACCCUGUGUUUUGGGAAAAAAUGUUUUCACUUCAGGGAAACAUUACUGGGAAGUUGAGACCCGGGAUAACCUGGAGAUUGCCGUCGGGGUGUGUCGGGAGGACGUCAUGGGGCUUGCUAAUGCUUCAGAAAUGGGCCCCCGUGUGGGCAUCUGGGCUAUCUGUUGGGGUUCCGCUGGCUAUCGGCCCCUGAAAAGCUCUUCUGUAAGUCCUACCAAGCAAGAGCCUGCUCUUAACCGGGUGGGAGUUUUCCUCGAUUCUGGGGCUGGGAACAUCUCCUUCUAUAGCGCUGUGGAUGGCACGCAUCUACACACCUUCUCUUGUCCUCUUGUCUCCCACCUCCGGCCAUUUUUUUGGUUGAGUCCAUUAGCAUCUUUAGUCAUCCCGGCAGUGACUGGUGGGAAAUGAGGCUGUUCCUCCCCUGCCCGAGAACCUCUCCCUGUACCCCAGCGCAGGGACGUGCAUCCCUCGGCCCUCUUCUCUCUUCAUACAUACUGGUCCAGGCGGCACGUCCGUACCGUCCAUUCGCUCAGCUCCCUGCGCGUGCUGUGCGCACACAGGGAUGGUGGACCCAUUGGUUGCCUUUCCAGCAGCCACUUGCUGCAUUUCCCUCCUCCUCUUCUGGUUCUUCUGACGGAACUGUCGGGGGAGCACCAUCCUUGGGCUUCAGGAGAAGCAGCCCCACGUGAGGCAGUGCUGGCCAGUGAGCUGGGAGGAGACAUUUUCUAAGGCGCUUCUGGGGAAAGAUUCUGUAGCUUUAAGAAAGAGGUGUUUGAGGAGACACAGCCCCUCUUCUGAUGUCAGCAGCUGUCUCAGAACUGAGGAGAGCACAGUGACAGUGCACAGGAAGAAGAAACAUGGUCUUCACUGGCAUCGCUGGGCUCUUGGAAUUUCCUUAAUCUGACAUUCCUUAUUAUAGGAGAUGACUGCUCCCUUAUUGUAUAAGGCAAUUCAGGUUGCCUUUUGGUAUAGGAUUGCCUCACUUUCCCUGAAAUUGGACAGCUUUGUAGACUCUGUUUCUGUGCAGUCAUGUAAUUCCUCUUCUCUCCAGGAAGUACUGAGACCUCUCACUUUUCUGGAUCAGAAAGUUAAGGAAAUCUUCCCUUACUCUGCGCUGUGACUCUUCUUCACCUGACCAUGUCUGUGCCCUCAAGUGUGCAUUUUGUUACCCAUCUGUCAGAUUCUUACGUUGUUUAUGCAGGCUGUUAACAUCACACCUAAAACGUUGGGACACACUUGCUGAGUAUUCAGACUGUGCUGCUGGCCUCUUUGGUAACGCUCUUUGACUCCUGCAGAAGUUCGGUGUGGGAGAGGGAAAUUAAAAUCCUCUUUCUACAAGGAAGACAAUAAACUGUGAGACAAUAAACUUCUGUUAUGUCAAGCCA